UGCCCGGAGGCCGCGCUGGGGCUGCCUUGCCAUGGGGAAUGGUCCGAGCAGCCGCAGGAGGGUGUGCUUGGUCAUGUCCUCAGGGGGCUUCUUCUCCACCAUCUUUUCCAGUUUGUUUGGAACUCGGGAGAUGAGGAUUCUCAUCCUGGGGCUGGAUGGAGCAGGAAAAACAACCAUUCUCUACAGGUUACAGGUUGGAGAAGUUGUUACCACCAUUCCAACCAUUGGCUUCAAUGUUGAGACGGUAACCUACAAGAAUCUGAAAUUUCAAGUCUGGGACUUAGGAGGACAGACAAGCAUAAGGCCCUACUGGCGGUGUUACUAUUCAAACACAGACGCCGUCAUUUAUGUAGUGGACAGCUGUGAUCGAGACAGAAUUGGCACUUCAAAAUCAGAGCUUGUUGCUAUGUUAGAGGAAGAAGAGCUGAAGAAAGCCAUUUUGGUGGUGUUUGCAAAUAAACAGGACAUGGAACAGGCCAUGACUCCCACAGAAAUGGCAAAUGCCCUUGGCUUACCAGCCUUGAAGGACCGAAAAUGGCAGAUAUUCAAAACCUCUGCAACUAAAGGCACAGGGCUUGAUGAAGCAAUGGAAUGGUUGGUGGAGGCCUUGAAGAGCAGGCAGUGAUACAAAACUGACCAGUGCAAGGAAGUGUCAGCUAUAGCCAGCAUCCUCCUUUCUGCAGUUAAGUAUGUUCAGGCCACAGAUACUUGUAAAUAGAUCAGAUUUGAGUUUGACUUCUGUAAUGUGGAUGCCUCUCUUCAAUUGUAAAACUGAAAUAAGUGAAUGUGUACAUUAUGAUACUCCAUUUCUUACUUUUUGUUUAAAGAAUGUACUUAUGUUAAUUUGUAUGGAAGUCUUACUGGCUGAGAAAGUUGGUGGGUUUUUUUUUUGUCAUCCCCCCUUCCUUUGGUGGUUUGGUGGCCAGCAUAUUGGUGUAGAUAGAACACUAAUAAAAUCUGGAACUGUCAGCUAUA
Zonotrichia albicollis (white-throated sparrow) is the source of this 975-nucleotide messenger RNA. Lineage: Eukaryota; Metazoa; Chordata; Aves; Passeriformes; Passerellidae. The record is from RefSeq and is a predicted model, not a curated record.